This is a messenger RNA of Plenodomus lingam JN3, 465 nucleotides long. The record is from RefSeq and is a predicted model, not a curated record. NCBI's taxonomy places the organism in Eukaryota, Fungi, Ascomycota, Dothideomycetes, Pleosporales, Leptosphaeriaceae.
AUGGGAUGCGAGGUGAAGUACUCGGCCUUCCUGCGCAAGCAGACCCGUUACAACCCCACUCGUGGUGGUCCCUUCCACUUCCGCGCUCCCUCUAAGAUGUUCUGGCGUACCGUCCGCGGCAUGAUUCCCCACAAGACUGCCCGCGGCAAGGCCGCUCUCGAGCGCUUGAAGACAUUCGAGGGUGUCCCCGCUCCCUACGACAAGAAGAAGCGCGUUGUUGUCCCCCAGGCCUUGAGGGUACUGAGGCUCAAGCCCGGCCGCAAGUACUGCACUGUCGGCCGUCUCGGACACGAGUUCGGCUGGAAGUACCAAGACGUCGUUGCUCGGCUUGAGGAGCGCAGGAAGGUCAAGGGUGCCGCAUACUACGAGCGCAAGAAGGCUGUGCGGAGGCAGUUGGCCGAGGCCAAGAAGACGGCUAGCAUUGACAGCAAGACUCAGGAGCACCUCACCUCCCUCGGAUACUAG